Molecule: messenger RNA, 1330 nt
Organism: Annulohypoxylon truncatum
Lineage: Eukaryota; Fungi; Ascomycota; Sordariomycetes; Xylariales; Hypoxylaceae
Product: spermidine synthase
Exons: 5
Coding region: 25-1104 (359 amino acids)
Biological process (GO): spermidine biosynthetic process
Cellular component (GO): cytosol
Molecular function (GO): spermidine synthase activity
Source: RefSeq, a predicted model, not a curated record
ACCGCAGAGCAAAAUUUUCAGUUGAUGCACUGGAGAAGGCAAAUAUUUUCGCCGUGUCAGAGUAACAUCCGACUACUGAAGUUUUUAUCGACCAACUGGAAACAGCGAUUGCCUAGACCUAUAAAUAUCUGCCAAAGUCGACGUAGCAGCAAUAGUAGGCUCUUUUCCACUCUUGCCCCGCCGACGGUACUCGAUAUUUACUAUUUGCUGUUUACGGAGCCGAAGAUGUCUGGAGAGAUCGUCCACGAGACCAUCAAGGAUGGCUGGUUCAGAGAGAUCUCUGACAUGUGGCCUGGCCAGGCCAUGACCCUGAAGGUGAAGAAGGUGCUGCAUCACGAGAAGAGCCAGUACCAAGACGUCCUCAUCUUCGAGUCCACCAACUACGGCACCGUCCUGGUUUUGGACAACGUCAUCCAGUGCACUGAGCGGGAUGAGUUCUCCUACCAGGAGAUGAUCACCCACCUGGCCCUCAACUCCCACCCUGACCCCAAGAAGGUCCUAGUCAUCGGUGGCGGUGACGGGGGUGUCCUCCGUGAGGUUGUCAAGCACGAAUGCAUCGAGGAGGCUAUCCUCUGUGAUAUCGACGAGGCCGUUAUCCGCCUCUCUAAGCAAUACCUCCCUGGUAUGGCCGAGGGCUUCAAACACCCUAAGGUGAAGGUCCACGUUGGCGACGGCUUCAAGUUCUUGAACGACUACAAGAAUGCCUUUGAUGUCAUCAUCACCGACUCGUCCGACCCGGAGGGCCCCGCCGAGAGCCUGUUCCAGAAGUCUUACUUCCAACUGCUAUACGAUGCCCUGCGCCCCGGCGGCGUUAUCACCACUCAAGCCGAGAACCAAUGGCUCCACCUGCCGCUCAUCACGAAGCUCAAGAAGGACUGCGGGGAGGUGUUCCCCGUGGCCGAGUACGCGUACACGACCAUCCCGACCUACCCCUCGGGUCAGAUCGGCUUCAUGGUCUGCUGCAAGGAAGCCGGUCGCGACGUCAAGAAGCCCGUCCGGUCCUGGUCCCCCGAGGAGGAGGCCAAGCUCUGCAGGUACUACAACGCGGAGAUCCACAAGGCCAGCUUCAUCCUACCCACUUUCGCCGCGCAGGCUCUGCAAUAGGCGCGGAAUGAAGCGGGGAAUGCUGAUCAGGUAGAUUCGGGAUGAGGGACUGACUGGUGGGCUCGGGUAAUGAAUGUUUAUAUGAAAGCUACUGAACGAAUUGCGCGUUUGUCGUAGAUGUCCUAUUUAGGCCGAGGGAUAAGGCUGGAUAGGUAGCCGGAGGAUGAUAGGUAUAUCGACUUAAGGUUAAGAGUCCCCCCUUUAGAAAAAUGGAAUCAUUGCAUCA